CACUGGGAUGUCAGCGGCAGGCAGCGUCGAGGAUCCGCGGCACCAUCAAGAUGGCGGAAAUUUUCAUUUCGUGAUCCGCGGCUUAUCGCCAAAAACCCCGACGAAAUCGCAAAACGAGAAUCGGCGUUGCGCCCUGACUCGGUAGCUACAGCCUCGCGCCGAAUUGUGCCCAACAUGUCAACAACACUCUUACCCUUUCUCUAUCAUACGAGGACGCUGCGACAGCUGUCCAAAACUGGGCUCAGAAUACCCGCAUUGCAUGCCCUACUACACUCGACACCGACAAGCAACAGUCCGAGAGGUCGAAGUCGGCCAAACGGGCGUAAACCCGAUGCCAUCCCGUUUGAGUUACCAGAAGGCUAUGAGGACCUUCAAAGUGACACAAAAGCCGACUCGAUGACUGAUGCCGAGGCCGGUACCUCGCGCUCAACCAUCACACCCGCCGAGCACGAAACCUUCAGCAAAAUCUUCAAAGAGAUUGCGUCGAAAAACAACUCGAGAGCAUCUACGACUGCUGCGACACCGGACAACCUUUUUGAGGAGGUUUCAGCACCCCCUUCGUCCACCCAAAACCCACCCAAUUUUGGUGGCUUUGACCAGUUCAGCAGCUUGGACAGAUUCGACGACUUCAACCCUCAGCAUGGUGGAUCUGAAUCUAGUAGAAUCCGUGACGCUGUCAAUAUUAUUGUGGAAGAUGCGGUCACUGUACCUACUCGCUCGGGACGAAUACAGGGGUAUCAUUUCUCGCAUAUAGGGAACAAGGACUUAUCACCGGAAAGAUGGCAAAAGGCCCUGGAGCGGUUCCCGCCGAGCCUCCGCGAAGCUGCUCGGAUGGCUCUGAACGUUAUAGAAUCCGACAGAGUGGCGAAUCAGUCCACACCUGGGGUUGCAGGCCAAAAUGGGGAACUGGCCAAGUCUCCGCGUUCAGUCGCCGAGUUCCACUCGUCACUUGACUCGUACACAGAGGACGAAGUCGAACGACGGGCGGAGCGCAGGCGCGUAGAGAACAGGAUGUGCGAGGCCAAGACCGACUUUGAGCUCUGGGACGUGCUGGAGGACGAAGUCUUCCCGAUCGCGAAGAAAAUUGCGGACCCAAGCCUUAAGCGCAAGGUCCGACGACCCAAACGGACAAACGCGGAUGAGAGGGACGAGAAACACCACAUGCGUAUAUACGGCCCGCUCUAUGGCGUCUUCCUGCUGCGCGCGCUGCAAUUGUUCGACACACAGUUUGCGCGCACGUCGCCCAUGGCGCUGAAUCUGCUUCCGCGCAUCAAGGAGCUCGGCCCCGCGAGCUACGUGCUCGGCGUCGGCACGCCCUUCUACAACGAGCUGGCGAGCAUCUUGUGGGGACGGUACGGCGACCCGGAGGCCGUGUUUAACACAUUCGAGGAGAUGCGCCAUGCCGGCUUGUAUUGCAACCGGCGCACCGGCGACAUCGUGGACGAGAUUGAGAAUUCCAUGGCCCCGGCCCGCUCGGGCGACAAGGGCCCGUUUUUGAAGGAGAUUCUUAGCUUUCCCGAGUACGAGUAUGCCGUGUGGCCACGGGUCAGGUAUUGGAAGAAUGCCGUCAUGCUGCACAUGAAGAGGCAGCAGCGUGGUGACCACGGGAAUGCGAUCCCUUAUGCGUAAAGAGCCUAUUGGUAGCGCCCCAUAAAAUACCUACCUGGUGAGACUCUACAGGUCACGAGUCUCACCGCCGCUGUGCUCAGCAUUUCACCAAGGGAUGGUUGCCUAAUGUUGACGGCCUGUGGCGGGGGUUUGUAAGAUAUUGUAUUGUAUGUAUAGCUUGUGAGGUAACAUCUUGGAGAAUGAUUGACGAUCAUGGGUUUGGUGUCCCCUCUCUUCCCUGCUUCUUGGCCUUAGGUCCGGAACCCCUUUUGUCUCGCACACACUCGCCUUGCUGUCGCUAUUACUUGCUAUUUGCCGCGUGCAGGUCACCUAGGGCAUCAACCAACUCCACCCGUCCUCGG
Messenger RNA from Canariomyces notabilis, 1970 nucleotides. RefSeq lists its product as uncharacterized. The transcript has a single exon. Gene Ontology annotation, cellular component: mitochondrion. The record is from RefSeq and is a predicted model, not a curated record. Lineage: Eukaryota; Fungi; Ascomycota; Sordariomycetes; Sordariales; Chaetomiaceae. Bases 397 to 1629 code for a protein of 410 amino acids.